AUGGCUGUCGGAUCCAGAGACCCUGACGGCGAUUCGGAGAUGGCCUCCUCGGUCGGCUCUCCUCACUCUGACUCUGACGCCGUUGGUACUGGUGCCCGCACUCCAACUCACAAUGCCCAAACCGCGGCUCCCGCGUCCGAGCUCUCCCCUCCCGGCUCACAACCCCAGCAAAUAUCCGAUAUCUCGUCUACAACCGACUUCAGGCCUCGAACAGAAGGAGAGGCUAGCAAUAUUCCCGGGAAGGGUCCGGAACAGCCCAUCGCGGCAUGGAAUACCAAGCGUGCGCAGGACGAGUACCAACGAGCGAUGGAGCAGGUGAUCGAUAAAGACUUCAACUUGAAUGAGUUCGGAGACCCUUUCGAUGAGCGUGACUUGGAGGAGAAACUGCUAUGA
Penicillium daleae is the source of this 393-nucleotide messenger RNA. RefSeq lists its product as uncharacterized. The transcript is spliced from 3 exons. Lineage: Eukaryota; Fungi; Ascomycota; Eurotiomycetes; Eurotiales; Aspergillaceae. The record is from RefSeq and is a predicted model, not a curated record. Bases 1 to 393 code for a protein of 130 amino acids.